This is a messenger RNA of Cotesia congregata, 966 nucleotides long. NCBI's taxonomy places the organism in Eukaryota, Metazoa, Arthropoda, Insecta, Hymenoptera, Braconidae. The record is from the annotation of a GenBank genome assembly.
AUGGACAAUCAUUGUGAUAAAAUAUCAAACGCUGAGUGUUUCAACAAAAAAUGUCAAUGCAGGCGAGGGUACACAAAGUUCGGCCACCAGAAGUGCUUGCCCCUGAUUGGCGCAAACUGCACGGAACACAAAGAGUGUGCUGUCUACAAUUCGAACUGUGUUGACAAUAAGUGUCAAUGCUUGGAGACUUUUGUGUCGCAAUCCCAGUUUGAGUGGGUAUCGACUAUCCUUGACGUCAUUUGCUACAGUAACGAUGACUGUGAAAUUGUGAACACACACUGUUCAAGGUUUCAAUUCUGCGCUUGUAAUAAAAAUUACAUCACCAUAGACAGGAAAGUAUGUACUCCUAUUCUGGAAGCGUAUUGUACUAUUGACGCAACCUACACCAUUGAUAAUUCUGUUUGCGUUGACAAUACGUGUCAAUGUAGCCAAGGUUUUGUUCCAGGGCUGUACAAUGAUUGCGUACCAUCCACGUUAGGCGGUGCAUGUGGAACAAAUUAUGAUUGUAAGAACAUACCAAAUGCAAUUUGCAUUGACAAUAAAUGUGCGUGCAAACCCGACACAUUUGCAUUGACCCCGUUAGCCUGUACCCACUUGUUGAACACCGAUUGCUCGUCUUCCGACGAUUUCGGCAUCAACGAAUCUCACUGCUUUGAGAAUAAGUGUCAAUGCAUUUCUAAUUGGAUGGCAAUCACUAAUACGAUGUGCGCAAAUCGUUUGGGGCUGUAUUAUUGUGAUACUUCACUUUAUUGUGGCGGGCCGUGGAAUUCACAGUAUUUCCAGAACAGAUGUGUCUGCAACGCAAAUCAUACUGCUGUCAAUGACUUGACUUGCUUGUCAACUCUGGGCGGAAAUUGCUGGAGAGAUGAUCAAUGCAUGACAGAGAACACACAGUGCAUUGACUUUAAAUGUCAAUGCAAUCCCGGUUUUGUUUCUGUGGCUAUAAAUAUGUGCGUUAAAAGUUAA